AUGCUGACAUCAGCCCCCCUUGGCGGUGUGGCUUGGCGCUCCCGUGGCACGCGAGGCGCGACAAUCACCCAGAAGCAGCAGCUGCCAACGCGAGAACAGAGCGCCCGACAGGACACUGGCAGCACAGAUCGCGACAUCAGCAGCAGCAGCACCAGCACCACCGUCCACAGCGAAUCCACACGCCCUGACGAAGAAGAAGAAGAAAAAGUAGAAGGAGAAGAUUCUAAAGAAGAAGAAGAGGAAGUCUCUAACUUUGACUCCACAAUGCCUCCUUUCCGCGAUGACCACAUUCUCAUAAUAUACCCCGGCUCGCAGACCACCCUUGCACAGCUCGGGCUGCCCGAAUCCUUCACCCCCGCAAAGGUGCGGAUACCCAGUCGCAUGUUCCCCGGCAUCGAGGAGGGCACAUGGACAGCGACAAAGAUCCGUGAAGCGCGCGAGGGCGAGAAGGAGGAUCUCAUCGCCAAGCAGAAGGCCGCAAUGGGGUCGAUUCCCGAGGACGACGAGGGCGAUGACGACGAGGACGACGACGUCGAUGAGGAGAUGGACGAUGGCACAGAGACGAAGGCGACGUCGGUCGAUGGUGCCGCAACAGAGGGGAUUGCCACCGUGGCAAAGGACACUCCUACAGAGGGCGCGCCCCCCGCGACAGAGACAUCGACAUCGGUGCCAAAGAAGGAGGAGUCGGCGACGCCAAAGAAGACAGAUGCCGCUGCAGUUGAGGGGGAGGAGGCUGAGGUGGAGGGCGACGAGGAUGAGGAUGAGGACAUGGGCGAGGACGGGGUCUAUGUCGAGGAUGAAGACGAUGAGGAGGGCGCAGUCUGGUGCAUGAAGGAGGGGAAAGUGGUCGAUUGGGGGUGUUUCUUUGCGCUCUUACAACAUGUCCACGAGACCAUCAACCCCACAUUCCACACACCCAUCCUCAUGCUCUACCCCCCCAACUUUGACGACCGCGACAAAGAGCUCCUCACCCAGUUUGUCUUUGAGAAGCUCAAGGCCCCCGGCUUCGCCAUCAUGGACGCCUCCCUUGCCGUCCUCUGGGCCUACGGAGUCUCCACCGCCACCGUCGUCGAUGUUGGCUACGAAAAGACCGACAUCACCCCCGUCGUCGAUUUCAUUGUGCAGGAGCGGGCCCGCACGACUGUCUCUGGCUGGGGCGGCGACUCCAUGACGAAGCACCUUGCGAAGCUGCUCCCACACAUGAAGGCCGAAGAGGUCGAGCAGCUGAAACGCUCCCCCAUCUGCGAGAUCCUGUCCUCGGGCACCGUUCUGCCGACAGCUGGCUCUGUCAAUGCGGCCAUCGCGGCGGGCGAGAAGAACAGGAAGGUGACAGAUCUCGACAACAUGGAUCUCGACGUCGAGGACGAGGACGGGAGCUUCAACGUUGCUGCCAUCGUCGCCUCCGGAAAGACGCGCGAGUUUCUGGCCAAGAAGGAGAAGGAGAAGCGCGGAGAGUUUGAGAGGAGACUCCCAAACAGGGAGAGGGAGCACAACACCUUCUGGCUGGUUGAGAAGAAGAAGCCUGGUGAGGAGGGUGUGGUCAUCAUCGAGGAACCUCUGUCGGCCGUCGCUACCACGGCGCCGUUGCUGCCGCUCCCCGAGAAAGCCGUGGAGCCUGCUGCACCAGCUCCCGCGGAACCGGAGGUGCCAGCUGCAGAGCCCGCGACCGCGACUGCGAGCGCGGCCGAGGGGGAGGAUAAGCCUAUUACGGAUGCACCCCCUGCAGCGCCUGCCGCAGACGCAGCUGCACCUGCCGAGGGAGCUCCUGCAGCACCCCAAGAAGCAAGCGCGACUGCCCCCGCUGCCGCCACUGCAGCCCCCGCUGAAGAUGAUGCCGAGCGCAAAAACAAGGAAAAGGAAAAGCGCAAGGAGGAGCGGAGAGCCGCAGCCGGUGGACUCCCACCACUCGCUGAGGACGAGCAGUACCGCGAGGUCGAGGUCGGCAUCGAACGUUUCCAGGCCGCCGAAUGUGGCAUCCUCCACGAGAUUGCCGACAACCUCUGGCGCGUCAUGUCAAGAGUCGAAGACGUCUCUACACGGUCUGAGCUCUGGCAGAGCCUGAUUGUGGUGGGCAACGGAUCCAAAGUCAGAGGUUUCAAGGACGCCCUCCUGUCCACCAUUCAGGGAAAAUACCACAUCUCCCCCUCCUCAAACACCAUCUUCACCUCCGAGCUUCCCUCCGGCCUCUCGACCCCCAUGGCCACCGGUGCGUCCACCCCCAAUCCCCAAAACCCCAUGGGAGGCCCCUCGCAGCCCAACCCGCUCCUCGUUGCGGCCACAACCCACGCCUCGCAGAACCCGUACAUGCAGCAGCAGCACCACCACAACGCCGGCCACGGGUACAGCCAGACACCGACAACCAUCAAGUACGUCAAGGCGCCCGAGUACUUUCCCGAGUGGAAGGACGCGGGCUUCGAGGAGGUUGGGUUCUUGGGUGCGCAGGUGGCCGCAAAGGUCCUCUUUGUGGUUGACCAGGGCGCGAGUCAGGGCUUCUUGACAAGGGUAGAGUAUAAUGAGGGGGGCCCGUCGGCGAUACAUAAUGUCUAG
Messenger RNA from Morchella importuna, 2547 nucleotides. RefSeq lists its product as uncharacterized. The record is from RefSeq and is a predicted model, not a curated record. The transcript is spliced from 4 exons. The coding region runs from base 1 to 2547 and encodes 848 amino acids. Lineage: Eukaryota; Fungi; Ascomycota; Pezizomycetes; Pezizales; Morchellaceae.